AUGUCGUGGCCGAAACUCCGGGGUGAUGACAGCCUCCAGGCAGGCUAUCGAGACGGUAGACUGAUAGAGGCCCCUCAUUCCCACUUGCCUACCCAUCCAUCCACUAUUAAUCUCUCGUCAUUUCCUACCAAUCCUAAGCAAAGCGACCUCUUCCUCGACUUUGCAUCCGCAACUGCAUACUUGCCUUCCAAACCUUCACCCAACUACUGGCCCGACAACAGCAUAGAUCCCGCAUUGGUUGAUCCUCAACAUCCAAGCUUGGCCUGGGGGUAUCCUACCGAAGGAAAUGCUACCAGCGAAUUCGGAUAUCUGACCACAAAUGCCGCGCCGAUGAGCUUGGGUCAUAGACGAUCAGCAAGCAAUCAGAGCACCAGCCUUUCCACCGGUAGCCCCUCGGAGCCAUCCACCAGGGACUGUUCCAAUGGACCAUUCCAAGGCUCCAGACCUGUGCAGCACUCCCAAGCAGAAUGCGGAAACGACUUGCGAUGCCAAUGGCCAGAAUGCGCCGAGGGGGCAAAGAAAUUCAGCAGCAAGCAUUGUCUCAGGCGACACGUCGAGACUAUCCAUGAGAGACCCGGCGCCUAUGCGUGCGACAUCUGCGGAAGGCGAUUCAAUAGGGCUGACAAUCUGCGCGAGCAUGAGCGGAAAAGCCAUCCCGGCAUGAACUAA
Molecule: messenger RNA, 669 nt
Organism: Aspergillus versicolor CBS 583.65
Lineage: Eukaryota; Fungi; Ascomycota; Eurotiomycetes; Eurotiales; Aspergillaceae
Product: C2H2-type zinc finger protein
Exons: 2
Coding region: 1-669 (222 amino acids)
Source: RefSeq, a predicted model, not a curated record